Messenger RNA from Drosophila rhopaloa, 846 nucleotides. RefSeq lists its product as uncharacterized. The record is from RefSeq and is a predicted model, not a curated record. The transcript has 2 exons. Lineage: Eukaryota; Metazoa; Arthropoda; Insecta; Diptera; Drosophilidae. Bases 1 to 753 code for a protein of 250 amino acids.
AUGAGAGCUUCGUGUGUUACUUUUCUGGCCCUUCUUUGCUGCUCCUUGGGAUCCGCCAAGCUCUUCGAUGAUGAGCUGCGCGAACUGACGGAGUUUCUGCGUUUGCAGAUGCGAUGUGGAUAUCCGGCUAGAGGUGUUCCCAUUUUGGCCCCAGCCGAGAUUUCCUACAAGGAAAUCGGCAUCAGAACUGAUAACUUUGGUUGUAAUGGAAACUUCACUGAACUGAUUAUCGAAGGUCUGGAUGGCUACGAAUUCUCCAAGCUGGAAUGGAACAACGUUCUGCACACCAUCAAGUUUGAUAUCAACUUCCCCAAGAUAUCCCUGAAGAGCUCAAACUAUAAGCUUAAUAUAUUGGCUCGCCUUUUUGGCGGCGAUUUCUCCCUGUGGGGUGAUGGUGUGUUUAGUCUGGAGUUGAUCAACUUCCGAGCUUAUGGUAGCUUCGUUAUUCGUCCUAAAUCGGCCACCAGUGGGGUGUACGCAAAAAGCUGGAAGGUCAACUGGGAGUUGGAGGAGGCUAGAUCGCAGACUACGGGCAUAAUGAAUAGUCGUCUGUAUUCGAAAUUCGUCAACGAUUUGGUUAAGGAGUAUCUGGAAAUCCUGAUCAAUGACAAUCCCGAAGAAGUUUCUCAGUUUAUGGAGGAACUUAUUGUGCCGCCAAUGAACUUGGUGCUGGAUAAUAUAGCCUGGUACGAGAUUACCGCUAUCAUUUUGGGUCUGGUUGAUGGAAUUCUGCCGGUUGAGCCGAUUUGCUGAAGUACUGCCGUUGAGGAAGUCGACUGCCAGGUGUUCAAGUGUUUAAAUGUGAAUAAAUGGCUUAGGAAAUAUUUGAUAACAAAUUAAGUGGAA